UCAUCUGUCCUGCCUGUCAGCGUCUCAUGCCAUUCCCCAUGCAGUCGCUGUCUCUUUCUGCGUGCCAUGAUGUCCUUCGGCCUCCACCACGAGCCACAUCGCUAUGUAUAGCCCCACGCUAUUCAGGGGCUGUGAGGACGGAACGUAAGCUGUGCAGCAGAAACAUCUCCGCGUUGCCACGGAGACCUGGACGAUCCCACCGUGGGUGCCGUCAUGGGUGGCGGCAUGACAGGAGAGCGCGGAGAGGUCUGAUUGUCACCUAUGGAAAGCCAAACAGGCUGCAGCGCGUUACAGCUCAACCCAAAAUUGCCCCCAAUGGUAAACGGCGUCAGCUCCGUCACAGAGCAGCUCGAUCCCUAUUCGGAAUCCCAAUGAAGAAUGACGCUGGAGUUUCAGGGGAGCCCAGCAGCUGUUCUGGCUCAGAGAGCGAGCCCAACAGGUCGACCUGCCCGCCGGCGGACUCGGAGCAGGGGUCAGCGUGCGUGAGGGUGAGGAUGAAGGGGAGUGUGUUCCCAGUAGACCGCGCUCUCCUGGCUGGCAGCAGCGAGUACUUCCGCGCCCUGUUCGAGUCGGGCAUGCGCGAGAGCGACCAGGAAGAGAUCAGGCUGCAGGGUCUUAGCGCCCGCGGGUUCCUCAUCACCCUCAGCGUCCUACAGGGGGCGCGACCCCUGCUGAGCGCAGACGAGAUCGUAGAGGUCAUCGAGUGUGCCUCUUUUCUCCAGGUCAAGACCCUCACCAAGCACCUCGCAAACAUCAUUGACUCGGACAACUGCUUGUUGAUGUAUCACACAGCGGCCACCUACGGGCUGCUGGACCUUUUCAAAAGCGCUGCACUGUUUAUCACGGACGUGUAUGGUGACCUGAAGGACGACCUAAGAUGUCUGCCACAGGAGAUGAUCAGCCACGUGGAGUCCUUCAUCCCAAGCUCGUACGUGAUGGUGGGCACUCACUCUCCUUCUACAGAGCUCCUGCAUGACGGAUGUCGUACCGUGUGCUACCUAGACGAGGACGAGAACGACUGGAAGAUUCUCACCAGCUUGCCUCUAGACGCCAGCACCACCAUGGCCGGCGUGGCCGUUCUCGACAAUAAGCUGUACAUUGUCGGAGGCGUGGCUGACGUGAGCAAGAACAUUGUGGACUCAGGGUUCUGCUACGACCCAGAGGCUGACUCCUGGAGCGUGUUUCCGAGCCCCACGCAACCCCGCUACAACGCCUCGCUGCUGGGCCUCGAGGGAGGCCUCUACACCAUGGGGGGAGAGUUCCAGCGGAAGCCCAUGGCCUCUGUGGAGGUUUUCCGGCCCGCCAAGCACACCUGGUCACCUGUGGCACACCUGCCGAAGGCUGCCCCAAACGUUCCGUGCACCGUGGCCAUGAACCGGAUGUUCAUCUGCCUGUGGCGACCUAAAGGCGUUACGGAGAUCUAUGAGUACGCGCUCGAACGUGACCAGUGGGAGUUAGUUACCACUCUUGUACGACCCCAGAGUUAUGGCCACUUUAUGGUGUCACACAGGGACAAUCUGUACGUCAUGAGGAACGGCCCGGACGACGACUUCCUCAGGUGCAUGAUGGACUGCUACAACCUGACGACAGGACAGUGGACUGCCAUCCCGGGCCAGUACGAGGCUCUCUUCACAGCCUCGAUCCGAGGGGACUCUGUGUUCACCUUAAACCAGAGGGUGACGGAGGAGUACGCCAUCAGAGACCUGCGGUGGAAGAGCAGGAAACAGAGGAAAGGAUUUCCCAGGAUCGGGACCAUGUGGACCUUUCUCCUGCGGUUGCCUAAGAGAAGCAGAGAGCCCCUGGAGAAGACCGUCUCCACCAGCCGCCAGCAGUUGGGCCGCCAUGCGGUCUGGCCUCCUGAUGCCCAUUCAGCAUGCGUGGAUUAACGCCCGCAAGGAGUUCCUCGCGGUAAUAAUGAACUCAAGUAACUGUUUUAAAUGAUGGUGAAGCUGGAUUCUAGACCUGCAUGGUGGAUUUCUGGAAUGACUUGCAAAAAAAACUCACUCCUCAAAGGGUUAAUAGGUAUUACCUUAGCUAUUGUACAAAGGUAAUUUGUUUUAAAUGAAUUAACAACAAAACAGAGUAGAGGAAGAAUAAAAAGAAAAA
Clupea harengus (Atlantic herring) is the source of this 2106-nucleotide messenger RNA. It is a transcript of the gene kbtbd13a, whose product is annotated as kelch repeat and BTB domain containing 13a. Gene Ontology annotation, molecular function: protein binding. The record is from RefSeq and is a predicted model, not a curated record. NCBI's taxonomy places the organism in Eukaryota, Metazoa, Chordata, Actinopteri, Clupeiformes, Clupeidae.